AUGGUGGAGUCGAAUUUGAGGAUAAAAAAAUAAUUGGAACUGAAGAUAAAAAAAUGUUUCAAUAUUUCAACAUUACUAUUAAACUCUGGGUAAAUGUCAAACUUAGUUCUAAAAAUAAUGCCAGUUCAACUUUAAAAUUUGAGAUCGACUUAAAUAAUUGCUCAGUGACAGAUUUACUCAGCAAACAAUGUCAGUCUCUAAAUAAAUUUAUUUGUUACUAUAUCGACUCAUUAGAAAUCUGUGCCUCUCCGAUUCCGCCAAAGUCCGAUAAAACAUGUAUAAUUAUUCAAAAGAAAAAACAUAGCCCACAUAAAGCUAAUAAUGAUAUAACAUCUACAAAAGUUCAUGAAAACGACUAUCGUUUUCAAAUGGCUGUAGGUGCACCGCAAAGUACCAAAGCAACACUUGCCAUUGGCAAAAAGAAAGGUCGAAAUUCAUCGGCUACAACAAAAGAAUGGGCCAUGAGGGAUACAUUUAGCGGAAUUAUUGGCGACAAAUGGUCAUAUAAAUAUACUAAUAGCGAUAUAGGUGAUAACUUGGACUAUAGAGUUUGCAUUGAUACAAAUGUGCAUAAGGGUCAUUGGGGAUAUCGAGAAUAA
Messenger RNA from Racocetra fulgida, 599 nucleotides. NCBI's taxonomy places the organism in Eukaryota, Fungi, Glomeromycota, Glomeromycetes, Diversisporales, Gigasporaceae. The record is from the annotation of a GenBank genome assembly.